This is a messenger RNA of Fundulus heteroclitus (mummichog), 2236 nucleotides long. Its product is annotated as solute carrier family 22 member 2. Bases 368 to 2044 code for a protein of 558 amino acids. NCBI's taxonomy places the organism in Eukaryota, Metazoa, Chordata, Actinopteri, Cyprinodontiformes, Fundulidae. Gene Ontology annotation, biological process: transmembrane transport. The record is from RefSeq and is a predicted model, not a curated record. Gene Ontology annotation, cellular component: membrane. The transcript is spliced from 11 exons.
GGAGUUUGUCUGAAAGACUCUAAAGUGUCUCGUUUCUGCCCUUCCCGUCAGACGUCCACAUUUUUAAACUUUAACUGAUUGCAUCUGCGGGGACAGGCCGCUCCAUCAGAUGCACUCGUGUUAAUGAAGCUUUGAAAUUCAUGCAGGCUCUCUGCCAAACUCCUACAGCGGGUCUGACGUCCGUAGAAGUCAUAGAAAACGUGUUUUUUCACGCUCUGCUGCACAGCAUGCAAAGAACCGACGCAUUUCUGCGGACCUUUGCUCCAGUUGGUCCCGUUUAAAAGCCCCACUGUGCAGGAGUUGAAGUGGUCAGAGUGAAGACAGGGGGGGGGCCCAGCAUACAGAUCAGCUGUCCGGAGCAGAACUCAUGGCCACGUUUGACGACAUCCUGGAGGAGGCCGGGAAGUUCGGCCGCUGCCAGAAGCGGAUCUUCGCCCUGCUGUGCAUGGUGUCCAUGCCGUGGGCCGGCGUCUACGUGGGCAUCGUCUUCCAGGGCUUCACCCCGGACCACUGGUGCCGGGACCCCGCCGCAGUGGAGAGGAGGGAGGCCUGCGGAUGGAGCCUGGAGGAGAGCCGCAGGCUGACGGCGCCGCCGGUCAACGUCUCGGGAGUCGUGCAGCACAGCAGCUGUGUGCGCUACGAGGUGGACUGGAACGCGACAGAACCCGGCUGCCAGCCACAGGAGCCGGACCGGAGCAGAACCCCCACCGUCCGGUGCGCCGAGGGCUGGGAGUACGACUACGCGGGGAGGCAGUCCUUCGUCACGGAGUUUGACCUGGUGUGCUCAGACGGAUGGCUGGUGGACAUGUAUCAGGCCACUCUCAACGUGGGCUUCCUGGUCGGCAGCAUCGCCAUCGGCUACCUGGCCGACAGGUUCGGCAGGAAGUUGAGCUUCCUCAUGUCCAACGUGCUGAACGGCAUCGCCGGCAUCCUGGUGGCGGUGGCUCCCAACUACGUCUCGCUGCUGGUUUUCAGGACGCUGUACGGCUUCGGCGUGAAGGGAGGAUGGGUGGCGGGAUACGUCCUGAUCACGGAGCUCGUUGGGGUGGAGUACAGACGGACGGUGGGAGUUAUUUACCAGAUGUUCUUCAGCGUCGGCAUCCUCAUCCUCCCGCUGCUCGCCUACUUCAUCACGGACUGGCGCUGGCUGCAGGUCGUCAUCACCGUCCCCUACAUCCUCUUCCUGUCCUACUACUGGUUCAUCCCUGAAUCUCCUCGAUGGCUCCUGUCUCAGAACCAGAAGUCCAAAGCUGUGAAGAUCACCAAAGACAUGGCGAAGGAAAACAAGAAGACUCUGACCAAGAUGAUUGAGACUCUGUCAGACGAUAACGCCGAUUCCUCCACCGCCUCCUUUAUGGACCUGGUCAGGACGCCGAAAAUGAGGAAACACACUUUUAUUCUCAGCUACAACUGGUUCACCAGUGCAGUCGUCUACCAGGGUUUAAUCAUGCGGCUGGGGAUCCUGGGAGGAAACGUCUACAUCGACUUCCUCAUCUCCGGCCUGGUGGAGUUCCCCGCCGCCUUCCUCAUCCUCUUCACCAUCGAGCGGAUCGGCCGCCGCCUCCCAUUCGCCGCCGCCAACAUCGUGGCCGGAGCCUCGUGCUUCAUCACGGCCUUUAUUCCCGACAGUAUGUUCUGGUUUAAGACCGUGGUGGCCUGCAUUGGUCGGCUGGGGAUCACCAUGUCCUUUGAGAUGGUGGUUUUUGUAAACACUGAGCUCUAUCCAACGUUUGUCCGGAACUUUGGAGUGUCCGUUUGUUCCACCCUGUGUGACGUUGGAGGGAUUGUAGCUCCUUUCCUGCUCUACAGACUGGCCGUCAUCUGGCUUGAGCUGCCACUCAUCAUUUUUGGAUGUUUGGCCUUCCUGGCAGGUGGAUUGGUUCUCCUGCUUCCAGAAACCAGAGGUGUGCCGCUGCCUGACACCAUCGAUGAUAUCGAGUUCCCUGAAAGAGCGAAGGAAAACAUGAGGAUGGAGAGCCAGCAGCAGGCCACCCUGCUGCCCGACGGCGACGUGUGGCCCUGCAAAGACCCAGCAGCUGUUUGAUUUAUUUAUUUCUGUUAAUAAACUGCGUUGCUUUCGGAUGUAUUAAAAAUCUACUAUCUUAUUUUUCUAUACAAACAUUUCCACAGAAUUUAGAGUUCAUAUUAAUCUACCUUUAUUAUCAUUAUUCUCUGCAGUUGGAGAAGAUUAAUAAACUGUAUGAGUUUUAUUCCAAAUAAACUGGAGUGUACAGUG